AUGGGGCCACUUAUGGAUGUAAAACACCCAAAUUGCUUGAAAUUGAGGAAGAAUUCUGAGCAAUGGAGUAAAUAUGUCCAUGGUGCUUCCGCGAUAUUUGCCUGGCGCAUAGCCAAGGGUGAAGAGGUCACGCUGCUUUCACCUCCACCACCAGAGCGAUUUCAUCCGUCGGGUCUGUCUUACUACCAAGUCAUCGAAGAGCCCAUAAUUCGAGGUUUAUUUGGUCAGAACGCGGUCCACAAAAUCAAUAUUGUUCAUCCUUUGAUCAAGGAAAGUGAUGAAUUUUUUUACGAGCUAUGGCCGAAUGACAGAAGCAACAAAUGGGUGGAACGAUUUGGAUUAAGGGCUUGCAAGAUGAAAUGGAGGCAACACCUCUCCUCUACUGAGGAGUUCAAAAACUUUGAACAACACAAGCCUACCGAAACUUCAAGACAGGGAGCGAGUUGUGAAAUGAAAGCCCGCGUAAAGAGUCAGAAGAAGGCCGCGAAAAAGAUAAAAAAUGAAAAGAAAGCUUGCACGAAGAGACAGAAGAAGGCCGCGAAGAAGAUAAAAAGGGAAAAGAAAGCUCACGCGAAGGCACAGCAAGAGGCUAUAAAGAAGCUCAAGGACGAAAAGAACACCUCCCAUAAAACACAGCAGGAGGCCGGGAAGAAGAUAAAAAGGGAAAAGAAAGCUCACACGAAGGCACAGCAAGAGGCUGCGAAGAACUGA
Penicillium brevicompactum is the source of this 711-nucleotide messenger RNA. Its product is annotated as actin-like protein 10. The record is from RefSeq and is a predicted model, not a curated record. NCBI's taxonomy places the organism in Eukaryota, Fungi, Ascomycota, Eurotiomycetes, Eurotiales, Aspergillaceae. The transcript has 3 exons. The coding region runs from base 1 to 711 and encodes 236 amino acids.